AUGGAGGAAAUAACGAUCGACAUUGAAGGAGAGUCUUCAAAUUCAAAAGACACGCUGUUUGUUUGUGAAAUCUGCACGAACACUAAAACAAUGAGCGAUGCUUUCUACAUCAGCGGUUGUCAUCAUGCUUAUUGCUCCGAUUGCGUAGCCAUGUACAUCGGUUCCAAACUUGAAGAAAACAUCACAAACAUUGUGUGUCCUAUUCCCGGGUGCAGUGGUUCGUUAGAAGUGGACUUUUGCCGUUCGAUUCUUCCAGCUGAGGUUUUUGAACGGUGGGGUAACGCGUUGUGUGAGACUUCAAUUGAUGUAUCGGAGAAAUUCUAUUGUCCUUUUAAAGACUGUUUUGCUCUUUUGAUCAACGACGGAACAAAGACCGAUAAAAAUUCUGAAUGUCCUAAUUGUAAUAGGAUGUUGUGUGCGCAUUGUAAGGUUCCAUGGCAUGAAGGAAUCAAAUGCAACGAGUUCCAAAAGUUGAACGCCGACGAGAGGGGGAGAGAAGAUGUUAUGUUGAUGAAACUUGCGAAGAAAAAUAAGUGGAGGCCAUGUCCCAAAUGCAGAUUUUAUGUUGCUAAAUCUGAGGGUUGCAACAACAUGACAUGCAGGUGUGGUUGUAGUUUUUGUUACAAAUGUGGAGGUGCCUUCGUUGCCGACAGAUGCAACUGUAAUUUGGGUCAAGAUCUCUCCGCUGUUGAAAAAUUCUUUUCUUUAUUAAUCAUAUUGUUAUACAUGGUUCUCUAUAUUAUAUGGCCAUACAUAUUCAAAUAA
This is a messenger RNA of Trifolium pratense (red clover), 765 nucleotides long. Its product is annotated as E3 ubiquitin-protein ligase RSL1-like. The transcript is spliced from 2 exons. Gene Ontology annotation, molecular function: ubiquitin conjugating enzyme binding; zinc ion binding; ubiquitin protein ligase activity. Gene Ontology annotation, biological process: positive regulation of proteasomal ubiquitin-dependent protein catabolic process; protein polyubiquitination; ubiquitin-dependent protein catabolic process. Lineage: Eukaryota; Viridiplantae; Streptophyta; Magnoliopsida; Fabales; Fabaceae. Bases 1 to 765 code for a protein of 254 amino acids. The record is from RefSeq and is a predicted model, not a curated record. Gene Ontology annotation, cellular component: cytoplasm; ubiquitin ligase complex.